AUUCACAACCUAAAGAAAAAAGUGCUGGGACGUGGACACACAGCGGACCGAACAACAGCUGAAAACAAUUUAAAAAUCUGUGCUAUAAACUUUCUGCUGCACGUGCAUUCCAGCGCUGAGCUCGCGCACAAACCGGACGCUCGUGCCGAACUAAAAGGCAUGUGGUACCGAGACGGAGCGGAGAUUUUCUCAUUUAUGCCUAAAGUUUUAAAGGACCUAGGGCUUCGUGUGGAUUCUUUUUAAUACUCUUUUUUUUUUCCAUGGAUGCAACUUAAACACGUUAAACACGAAGGAAUAGUUUAUCCGCAUGCUUCGUUUGGACCGGACCGAUUCGGACAUUUGUAGUGGGUCAGAAUCUCGAGUGUUAAACAUCCAGCGUGCUGACGCCAUCACACCACCCCACCCCAUCCCCUCCCCUGCUUCGUGUGGGACCGUGGCUCUUUUGCCAGGUCAAAGGUCAUGUGCAGAAUGGUUCCCAACAUGGCCGCGCUGCUGUGUGUGAGCAGCCUGCUGCUGUCUCCACUGCUAGGUGGAUCGCUUGCCUUGUCUCCACCCAGGUUCACCAAAGUUCCUGUAGACAUGAUUGGUGUCUCUGGAGGAGUGGUGUCCUUCGUAUGCCAGGCAACAGGGGACCCCAAGCCAAGAGUGACCUGGAAUAAAAAAGGAAAGCGUGUCAAUUCCCAACGCAUCGAGACCAUUGAAUUUGAUGAAGGUGCCGGAGCUGUGCUUCGUAUCCAGCCUUUGAGAGCUCCACGGGACGAGAACAUUUAUGAGUGUGUGGCAGAGAACAGCGAAGGUGAGGUCAGCGUCCAGGCCAAGCUGACUAUCAUCAGAGAGGACCUACUUCCCCCAGGCUUCCCCAACAUUGACAUGGGCCCCCAGCUGAAGGUUGUAGAACGCACCCGCACAGCUAACAUGCUCUGCGCUGCAAGCGGUAACCCUGACCCUGAGAUCACCUGGUUCAAAGACUUCCUGCCGAUUGAUCCCAGUACGAGCAAUGGGCGGAUCAAACAACUCAGAUCAGGGGCCUUGCAAAUUGAGAACACCGAGGAGACGGAUCAGGGGAAGUACGAGUGUGUAGCGACAAACGUGGAAGGUGUGCGCUACUCCGCCCCUGCCAACUUGUAUGUGCGAGUCCGGCGUGUGCCCCCUCGUUUCUCCAUCCUGCCCACCAAUCACGAGAUCAUGCCAGGCGGCAGCAUCAACAUCACCUGCGUGGCAGUGGGUUCGCCCAUGCCUUAUGUCAAGUGGAUGCUUAACUCAGAGGACUUGACACCGGAGGAUGACAUGCCAGUCGGACGAAACGUUCUGGAACUGAACAGCGUGCAUGAGUCAGCCAACUACACCUGCGUGGCCAUGAGCAGUCUGGGCAUCAUCGAGGCUGUAUCUCAAGUCAUUGUUAAAUCCCUGCCCAAGCCUCCAGGUACACCAGUUGUUACUGAAACUACAGCCACCAGCAUCACCAUUACAUGGGACAGUGGCAACCCUGAGCCUGUUUCCUAUUACGUUAUUCAGUAUCGUGCCAAAAUCCCAGACAGCAAGUUCGAGACCAUGGACUCCAUCACCACCACUCGCUAUAGUAUCGGUGGACUCUCGCCUAACACUGAGUAUGAGAUCCGGGUCUCAGCCGUGAACACCAUCGGCCAGGGUCCAGCCAGUGAGCCAGUGGAAGCCAGAACAGGGGAGCAGGCUCCUGCCAGUCCUCCACGGAACAUCCAGGCCAGGAUCAUUUCCCACAGCACUGUGAUGGUGCGCUGGGAAGAGCCAGAGGAGCCCAAUGGCCAAAUCAAAGGCUAUCGUGUUUAUUACACCAUGGACCCUUCUCAGCCAAUGAGCAUGUGGCAGAUCCACAAUGUGCAAGACAGCAUGAUUACGACCAUUCAGAACCUUGUAGCCUCCGAGACCUACACGAUCCGUGUGCUGGCUUUUACUUCAGUAGGCGACGGACCAUUUUCAGAUUCUAUUCAUGUCAAAGUGCUUCAAGGAGUUCCUGGACAGCCAUCCAAGUUUCAGAUUGGCGAGGUGUCGGACACCAGCAUCGAGCUGACCUGGGAGCCAGCAUUCGACAAAGAGGGGAUCAUUAGCUAUGAGCUUCGUUAUAAAGAAGGAAGUCAAGGGAGCCAGGUAACAAAAUCAUUCAGCCCGACCUCGUCCUAUGUGGUGGAGGGUCUGCGACCGAACACAGAGUAUUUCUUUACCCUGGCGGCUGUUUCCAACAAAGGCAUUGGUGCCUUCACCAACGAAAUCUCUCAGAAGACGUCCCAAGCCAAGCCAUCCGCCCCCCCUCAGGAGGUUAAAUGCUCCAGCCCUAGCUCCACAUCUCUGCUGGUAAGUUGGCGCCCCCCGCAUUCAGAGAGCCAGAAUGGCCUGCUGGUCGGGUACAUAGUGCGCUAUGCAGUGGCGGGGGGCGGAGCUGGGCUCGGGGUCGGAGCUGAGACCAUGGAAGAGCUGCAGGCACCAGCCACUUCCACCGAGAUAACGCUGCAGCGACUGGAGAAGUGGAUGUCAUACCGUGUGAGCGUGGCUGCAGCCACCGCUGUGGGUCCGGGUCCAGAGAGUGCCACACUGAUGUGCCGCACUGACGAGGACGUUCCCAGUGCACCUCCUCGGCGGGUGGAGGUGGAGGUGAUUAACUCCACUGCACUAAAGGUGAUGUGGCGCUCGUUGUUGCCCGGGCGACAACACGGCCAGAUCCGUGGUUACCAGGUUCACUAUGUGCGGGUAGAGAACGGCGAAGCACGUGGGCUCCCGCUCAUCAAGGAUGUAAUGUUGGCUGAUGCCCAGUGGGAAACGGACGAUACAGCUGAAUACGAGAUGGUGAUCGGGGGCCUGCAGCCAGACACCACCUACUCCAUCACUGUGGCAGCCUACACCAUCAAAGGCGAUGGAGCACGAAGCAAACCCAAACUGGUGGUGACCAAGGGAGCAGUGCCAGGCCCUCCCUCCCUCUGGGUUCAACAGGACUCGGAGAGCUCCGCUGUGGUACGGUGGCUCCCUCCAGAGAUUCUUCCCCCUGGUCUAGAGCUCCUUGGUUAUCGCCUCCAGUUUGGCCGUAAAGAUGUCCCGCCAUUGGCGACACUGGAGUUUGCACCAUAUGAGCGUGAGUUCUCUGUGUCCAGCAUGCACCGGGGCGCCACCUACAUCUUCAAGAUUUCAGCCAAAUCGCGCUCUGGUUUUGGCGAAGAGGCCAAACAGGAGCUGAGCCUUGAUGAAGAGGCACCACAUGGCUACCCACACCUCAGCACCACUUCUAAUAUCACCUGCUGCUCAGUGCACUUCUCCUGGCUGCCUCCGGUUCUAGCUGAGCGCAACGGCGCUAUCACAGAGUACACACUGGCAUACCAGGAAGCGGGCACUGCCAGCAUGCCCCUAGAGUUGCGCUUGCCAGCCACUGAACACAGCUUCACAUUGAGCAGCCUGAAACCGGACUCUGUUUAUGACGUCAAAAUUCGCGCACACACCAGCGUAGGUCCCGGGCCCUACAGCCCGACCAUCCAGUAUCGCACAGUGGCCCUCAUCACAGAUGUUCCUAAAAACUUCACAGUUAAGUUGGUCACCAAGACAACAGUGUUGCUGGCAUGGAAGUUUUCUGACAGCCGCUACCCAUACCGCUGCAUGAUUGAAUACCACCGCCAGAAAGUGGACAUAGAUGCGCGCAUGACCAAAGCUCUCAUCACCAACCUGAGAGCCAACAGCACCUAUGAGUUCCGCAUCACAUGCCUGGACAGUGGCGAAGGAGGCCCCAGACACCGGCUUGUGGCUCGCACCGCUCCCUCCAUCCUCAACAGCAAACCAGAGCUAGACGUGAGGAGAGAACCAGACAACACCGUCACGGUCAUCCUCCCUCAGCUCGAGACCAGGGACACGAUCAAAUCUGUCUAUGUGGUAGUGGUUCCGCUGAAGAAAGGCAGAGGGCCGAAUAGACACAUCAAGAGCCCAGAUGAAAUGGAUCUGGAGGAGUUGCUGAGGGACGGGAGCAUGAAGCAGAGACACACGCGCACAACACGACAGCUGCGCCAGGUAGACGUGAAGAAGCCAUACAUCACCGCCAGCUUUAAACCCAGCAACAUGCCCCCAGCAUUCACGCUGGGCAACAAGAUUGUCUACAACGGCUAUGAGAACCGCGUUCUAGAGCCGGGACAGGACUACGUCUUCUUUAUCCUGGCCGAGCUCAACUCCACCAGUGCGAAAACGUUUGUGGCCAGCCCUUACUCUGACUCCAUCAUGGCCCCCGACGUGGACCCCCAGCCCGUGGAGACGGGUGGAGACGGCCUCAUCUGGGUGGUGGGACCUGUCCUGGCCGUGGUCUUCAUCAUCUGCAUCGUCAUCGCCAUUCUGCUUUAUAAAAACAGCAAAAGGAAAGAAUCAGAGCCACGUACCAAAUGUCUGCUCAACAAUGCUGAGAUCACACCGCAUCAUCCCACUGACCCUGUAGAGAUGAGGCGCAUCAAUUUCCAGACUCCAGAUUCUGGUCUGAGCAGCCCUCUAAGCGAAGCCACUUUUGACUAUGAAAGAAUGAUGAACCAUCCGCCCAUCCCCAUCACAGAGCUGGCAGAACACACCGAGAUGCUCAAAGCCAACGACAACCUGAAACUCUCACAGGAGUACGAGUCCAUCGAUCCAGGACAGCAGUUCACCUGGGAGCACUCUAACUUGGAGGUCAACAAACCCAAGAAUCGCUACGCCAACGUCAUUGCCUAUGACCACUCCCGUGUCAUUCUGGCUCCAAUUGAUGGCAUCGCAGGCAGCGACUACAUCAACGCUAACUAUAUUGACGGCUACAGGAAGCAGAACGCCUACAUCGCCACACAAGGGCCGCUGCCAGAGACAUUCGGGGAUUUCUGGAGGAUGGUGUGGGAGCAGAGAGCAGCUACUGUUGUCAUGAUGACUCGUUUAGAGGAGAAGUCACGGAUAAAGUGUGAUCAGUACUGGCCGAGCCGAGGGACGGAGACAUACGGCAUGACCCAGGUCACCCUGCUGGACACCAUCGAGCUGGCCACCUUCUGCCUACGCACCUUCUCUUUACACAAGAAUGGUUCUAGUGAAAAGCGUGAGGUUCGUCAGUUCCAGUUCACAGCGUGGCCGGAUCAUGGCGUGCCCGAGUACCCAACGCCCUUCCUGGCAUUCCUGAGGAGGGUAAAGACCUGCAAUCCACCUGAUGCAGGGCCCAUCAUCGCUCACUGCAGUGCCGGCGUGGGCCGCACCGGCUGCUUCAUCGUCAUUGACGCCAUGCUGGAGCGCAUCAAGCACGAGAAGACGGUGGAUAUCUACGGUCAUGUGACACUGAUGCGAGCCCAGAGGAACUACAUGGUGCAGACGGAGGAUCAGUACAGCUUCAUCCACGACGCUCUGCUGGAGGCAGUUGCCUGCGGCAACACAGAGGUCCCAGCCCGCAGCCUUUUCUCCUACAUACAAAAGCUGGCUCAAGUGGAGGCCGGAGAGCACGUCACAGGCAUGGAGCUGGAGUUCAAGAGACUGGCCAACUCCAAGGCCCACACAUCUAGGUUUAUAAGUGCCAACCUGCCCUGUAACAAGUUCAAGAACCGCCUGGUGAACAUCAUGCCGUAUGAGACUACCCGAGUGUGCCUUCAGCCAAUCAGAGGGCUAGAGGGCUCUGACUACAUCAAUUCCAGCUUUAUUGAUGGAUACAGGCAGCAGAAGGCCUACAUAGCCACCCAGGGCCCAUUAGCUGAGACCACGGAGGACUUCUGGCGUAUGCUAUGGGAGAACAACUCCACCAUCGUGGUGAUGCUCACCAAGCUGAGGGAGAUGGGCAGAGAAAAAUGCCAUCAGUACUGGCCAGCAGAACGCUCCGCUCGGUAUCAGUACUUUGUGGUGGACCCCAUGGCUGAGUAUAACAUGCCCCAGUACAUCCUUCGAGAGUUUAAAGUUACAGACGCAAGGGACGGCCAGUCUCGGACCGUGCGGCAGUUCCAGUUCACUGAUUGGCCGGAGCAGGGAGUCCCUAAAUCUGGUGAAGGUUUCAUUGACUUCAUCGGCCAAGUGCACAAAACCAAGGAGCAGUUUGGCCAGGACGGUCCCAUCUCUGUCCACUGCAGUGCUGGUGUGGGCCGGACCGGAGUCUUCAUCACGCUCAGUAUCGUGCUGGAGCGGAUGCGCUAUGAGGGCGUGGUGGAUAUCUUUCAGACAGUCAAAAUGCUGAGAACCCAGAGGCCUGCCAUGGUGCAGACCGAGGAUGAGUACCAGUUUUGCUACCAGGCAGCUCUUGAGUACCUAGGAAGCUUUGAUCACUAUGCAACGUAAAAAGCCAUCUCCUUCCCCCCUUCCCAGUGCCCCCUCUACAGCCUCCUGAGCCAUAGGAACCUGCUUGAAACAAUUGAAACAGUGACAACUGUACAAAAAAUCCAACAAAAUAAAAAAAAAAGAAAUAAAUCCUGUUGCAAAACAAACCCAAUCUAAAGAGUGUAUUUGGCAGCAGAUUCCAGGACCAUCAUCAAAAAAAUCCUAAUUGGACAGAGCCCAAGCCGAGGCAGAUGGAGAGAUCCGUUUAGAAACCAACUCCCUGUACGUCCUCAUUCAUGAGACAGAACCAAAAGUAUUGGCUCAGGCCACGGGGUGGGAAUGAUCUAUAAGUUGGACUGCUUACUUUACCUCAAGUGUUCUGAUAUGGAGGAUAUUAUUAAUCUACAUGUGGAUGUAUAUCUCCAAACCAAUCCUGUAAAGAUACAACAAAAAUGAUCAGGAGCUAAAAUUCAGGACUCAUCUAUGCGUGGGUUCAACUGAUCCAGAUGAUCAAAGUGGAUGUGAUCACACUGAGAUUGACCUGAUUGGUGAGGUGAUUGAGCUGAGAUCCUUCAGUAGUUUGAUCAUGGUGAUGGCAGCAGAAGGUGUUUCCGGGGUUGUGUUAGUGAAGCAGGCAGGAUUUUAACCUAGAGUCUCUACAAUCCUAUCCAUUUCAAGACAUCAAGGCUCGUGUUCAUCUUAUACAAAAUGCUAUUUCUCCAGAAGUCGUUUCGGUGCUUUUUUGGGACAAGCUAGCCAAUGUCUUCACAACACGCCAAUGUAGCUUUGUCUUGAAAGCGUAUGGAGGCGACUGGAGCGUGACCCUGACAGUAUCUUCAGCCAGAAAUGUGAGGACCAAAUGAUUCUCCACUGAGUUUUCUCUGAAUCGUGGUAUAAGUUACCUGUGACUGGUUUUGCCACUGCCAUAUGCUGUGUGCUUCAGAACCUGGUCUGCAGGGACCACCACCGCCACAUGCAUGGAAUCAUGGGAUUGGUGCUCCAGUGACCAACAUUUGCCACGAUUCAUUGCCUUGAAUCUGGAAAGGCUUUUCUUUAGACAAGAAAGCACUCUUUUCUUGUGACCAACCCAACAGUGAAAGAUCUCAGACUUCCCUGACGGCAGUCUGCACCAAGACAUAUGCUCUCGGGGAUCCGUGAACACUUUGAAGGCCAUCAUUUCAUUAUGGCUUCACUGGCCAAUCACAAUGGAUCUCCAUAUACAAACCACAUCAACAAACAGAAACCCGGCGGUACGACUUAAUGUGUGCAUCUCCGAACUUUUAAUUAAGACUUGAACAUAAAUGUGUGUGACAGGAUAAGAGGAAACUUCUCUUCCUUCGCUCUCUGCAUAGGUCAAAAUGGUGUGUGUGUGUGUGUGUGUGUGUGUGUGUGUGUGUGUGUGUGUGCGCGUACUGGAGAAUGCUUGAAUGGCAGAGCUUUCAGAUUAGUUUGCAACGGAAGAUACUGAUUGCGCUGUGGAAGAGCCGUGUGUAGUCUUUUCUUAUUUCCAAAAAAGCCUUAUCGUUGUAACAUUAUACAAAAUGACAUUGUUGUAUUAUUAUUAUUAUUAUUAUUACAAUUAACAUAAUUUUACUUUCAUUUAAUCUGUUUAGUUUUGUAACAGAUACAGAGACUGUAUUUGGUUUUUUUUUAAGGAGGAGAAAAAGAGCUGGUUUUUGUUCAUAUUAUGUUAAAAGACAUUCUAUUUUUUCACUAUAGAAAUGUGAAAUGUGGAUGUGUGUGUAUAUUUAUGCAUACACACUCACAUACACAGUAUAUUUAAAUGCAAAAUACAAAGAUGUAUCCAAAUCAUAGUAUGAUUAGUAUUUCUUAUGUAUUUUUAUUUCACUCAUGAACAUGUAUUCAUUUAUAUAUUUUUUUUUAAUCAUGAUUUGGAGAAAUGCAGCUUGGCCUCAUUCUUAUUGCUCAAAAAAGUACGAACUCUUAGGUUUGAUUUUUAUUCUUAUCAUCAUUAGUAGUGUGUAAUUUGAGGUAAAGGCAUUAAUAUUAAAAAAAAAAAAAAAAAAGCAGUAGGAUUUCUUAACAUUGACUUAAACGUUAACUUUUUAUUUCUACAUUUUUAAUAUUCAUGAACUGUACCCAAUGUUUCACUUCCCUUAUUAAAAUUUCAUUUUUACUUUUUUUAUUUUACAUUAUCGUUGUUUUUUUACUUUUGAAAUCAAAGAACUGAUCAUCGGCUUGUUAUGUAUGAACAACGGUCCUGAAUAUGAAGUGUAAAUAAACAAAUCUAGAUUAUAUGUAUUUGUAUAAUUUGACCCACACUUUUUCUGUCUGAACAAUUCUGAAUUUAAAAGUGGAAAAAAAGCUUUUUCUGAGGAACUUGGUGGUGUUGCAACAAUCUUCUCCAUCUCUGAUCCCUUCACUUUCACUUUUUUUGAAAAUAUAUUAUAUUUUAUUUUUUUUUUAUAUGAGCUGUCCAUCCCAGCGUGCUCAACAGUCAUGAAGUUUCUUUUUUUCCCCCUCAUAUGUAACUUCUUGAAGUUAAUCCUACAUUGCAUUUACAGUUUUCUUUCCCCCUUUGAAUAAAAUAAAUUAUGUUUGGAUAAUGAAUUAGGGAAGGGCUUGUGUGGUUGGUGCAUACACUUGAACAUGAAGACAUAAUGGAGUGACUGCACAAAUUUGCCUUGAACGAAUGUGAAACCUUUGUUGUGUGGAAUCACAUCACUGCCAGUGUAUGAUCAGUUUGCCCAUUUCCUUCAUUCUUUAGUUUUUAACCACUGCAGGCUCUCAGUCUGUAUACUUGCAUAAUAUAACAUUUUCAUUUUUUAUUCUUUUUCCUGGAAAUCAUUAUUUCUUGCUAAAGUUUAGAAGGAGACAGAAAUCUGAAAAUUCCAGCUCUGCCUUGGGAAGUGGAGUUCGACUUGUUUCUCCACAAGAAGCUCUUCUAUUCGAACGGACACACAUAUCUCUGGAGCUCAGAAUAAAAAUGUUUGGAUCUCUGAUCUGUGUCUGACAUGAAACGUCAGAUUGACAGGGAAAGUACCGACUUCACUCCACUUCGCAUAUAAAACCGACCAUAUUGAAAAAAAAAAAGAAACAAGUAAAGAAGAAAAGCCAAAAUUGAAAAGUUUGUCUUUGUACGAAAGCCAAGCGAUACUGCUUUCAAACUGUUACUUCUAACGGAAACAAUAAUUGGUUUAAAUACCACUGUGUAUGUAGAUAUGUUGACUUUGUAUUAAAGAAAUGUUGUCUGAA
Molecule: messenger RNA, 9459 nt
Organism: Tachysurus vachellii
Lineage: Eukaryota; Metazoa; Chordata; Actinopteri; Siluriformes; Bagridae
Gene: ptprsa
Product: protein tyrosine phosphatase receptor type Sa
Exons: 34
Coding region: 460-6264 (1934 amino acids)
Biological process (GO): protein dephosphorylation
Molecular function (GO): protein binding; protein tyrosine phosphatase activity
Source: RefSeq, a predicted model, not a curated record